Mesoplodon densirostris (Blainville's beaked whale) is the source of this 673-nucleotide messenger RNA. RefSeq names its product NADH:ubiquinone oxidoreductase subunit B1 (gene NDUFB1). Gene Ontology annotation, cellular component: mitochondrion. Lineage: Eukaryota; Metazoa; Chordata; Mammalia; Artiodactyla; Ziphiidae. Bases 1 to 600 code for a protein of 199 amino acids. The record is from RefSeq and is a predicted model, not a curated record. The transcript is spliced from 5 exons.
AUGCUAAGAAGCCAAAGCUGGCAUCGGAUUAACUCCUCCAGCGACGAGAGACUGAAAGGCCGGAGGGAAACAGCAAAAAGGAGGAAAGAAGAGUCUGGGAGUGAAUCUCCUCCCCCAACGCCGUCCACUGCCCUUCUCAACCCUUACUCGCAUCCAGGUUCAAGAGCGAGAAAAGAUGAGGUUGGCUCAGCAGCGCCGGUGAGGAUCACGCAGCAAAAGCCCCUCACUGGCGGCCGCCAUUUUGAAACUGGAGAGUCAAGCAGUGAAAGGAAGAAGAGGAAUGAUUUAUCGGAGCCACCCCUCCCUUCGAGCGGGCGCGGAGAAUGGUGGGUCCCGAGGCCGCAGCUUCCGCCGGCGCCGGUGGUUGGGCUCACCGCCGCCCUAGGUCGUGGUCUUGUUGUUGCUCCUGAGGCUUCAGCAUUCAUGAUGAACUUACUUCAGAUUGUGCGUGACCACUGGGUACAUAUACUUGUCCCUGUGGGAUUUGUCGUUGGAUGUUACCUAGACAGAAAGAAUGAUGAAAAGCUAAUUGCCUUCCGGAACAAGAGUCUGUUAUAUAAAAGGGAACUAAGACCCAGUGAAGAAGUCACCUGGAAGUAAAGGCUGCUGCUGAAUUACAGAAUGUUCACAGUUUUUAAAUUAUAAGAGAAAUAAAAACACAUUCAUUACUUAA